AUGGGUCUCAUGGGUUCCAUGAAGAUUGACUGGAGAUCUAACAAGUGGGCGAUUCUCUUCUGCGCAAUCGCCUCUGUUGGAGCUCUCUGUUAUGGAUAUGACAACACCUAUUAUAACGGUGUCUUGGCCAUGCAAGAGUUCAAGAACGAUUACGGAACCCACUUCGACGCAGACGGCAACAAGGCGUUGCCCUCAUCCUUCCAAUCUUUGACAGCAUCUUCUAUCUAUAUCGGAGACUUGUUUGGUGCCCUUAUCGCGUCGCCAAUCAACGAUCGAUGGGGUCGCAAAAUGGUCUUCUGGAUUGCGUCUAUCUGCAUCCUGCUCGGCGGUGUUGCGCAGGUUGCAGAUACCAACCACGAGGCUGUCAUUGUUGUCGGGCGUGUUGUUAUGGGUCUUGGCGUUGGUCAAUUCACAGUCACAACUCUUCUAUACAUUGGAGAAGUAGCCCCGACAGCUAUCCGUGGACCGGCGCUGAUGAUGUUCCAAUUUCUGCAAUCUAUCGCUCAGUUGGUGGCAUCUGCCAUUACCCAGGGCACCGAGGGUGUCAAAAGCUCAGUUUCCUACAAGAUUCCAAUGGGUGGUCUUAUCGUCCUCCCAUUGAUUAUGUUCAUUGGCCUGCCUUUCAUUCCGGAAAGCCCGCUGUGGUAUAUCCUCAAAGGCCGUCCUGCCGACGCUGAAAAGUCCCUGCGAUCCAUCAACAGAGACAAAGCCGACUACGAUCCCACCGAGGACCUUCAGAACUUCGAGGAGAUUAAGGCAAUUGAGGAGCGUCAUGCCGAGGGUUCCUCCUGGAAGUAUCUCCUCAGCGAUCCCGUCGAGCGACGCAAGCUCUUCUACUCUUGCGGCGCCAUGGUCUGCUCCCAGGUUUGCGGCAUCUUGUUCUUCUAUGUCUACGGUGUCGUCUUUGCCCAGGCUAUCGGCAUCAAGGAUCCUUUCCUCAUCCAGCUCAUCACCAACAUCUUGCAAAUCUUUGCUGUGGGCGCAUCCGUCGUUACCGGCAACAAGGUAUCUCGACGCAUUAAUUUGUUCGUCACCAAUAGCAUGAUGCUAUUCGCCUUUAUUGUUAUUGGCGGUAUUGGUACACAAGGAACACCUACACGGGCAGCACAAUACGUGAUUGUUAUCUUCUCCUACUUCGUCAUCAUCGGCUACAAUUUUGGUAUCGGUCCUUUGGCCUACACUAUUGCCCGUGAGAUGGCCGUCGGUGUGAACCAGAACAAGAUCAUGUCCACGUCAAUCGUGGUGUUCUACUUCGUUACCUGGGCCUUUUCCUUCACUGCCCCGUACCUAUACUACGAUGCCGGUCUGGGACCCAUGAUCUGCUUCGUGUACGCCGGAACGACGAGCUUGACGCUCCUAUACACUUGGUUCUGCGUUGGAGAGACGGCAGGGCGCUCGAGCAUUGAAAUUUCAUACUUCUUCACGGAAGGUAUUCCCGUCAGGCAGUGGAAGACGCACGUGUUCGAUUCUCUCCACAUCAGCGCAAGGGAGAAACAGGAGGCCGCGGAGGACAAAGCUGGUGCUUCGUACCACGUGGACACGAAGGUCUAA
This is a messenger RNA of Clonostachys rhizophaga, 1551 nucleotides long. The record is from the annotation of a GenBank genome assembly. NCBI's taxonomy places the organism in Eukaryota, Fungi, Ascomycota, Sordariomycetes, Hypocreales, Bionectriaceae.